CCUUGUUUAUUGGAGAAUUUUAAAGUUUAACAACUGAUCGCGUGUUUACUAUUUGUGAAAACUAUUUAAGUACAUACACUGAAAAUACAAAAAUGUACAAGUGACGAUGGAUUGUACAGCAAUAUCUUUGUUAUUUGUCUACUUGUAUCUGCCUACAGACAUUGACAUCUUGCUGAUUGUUGGUAUGAUACUGAUUGUUAGUUCAAUCGUCAUGCUGUUGGUGAUAAUCUUGUUUAUUUCCUUUAUUAGAAGACGCAGAAGGCGAAGGUCAACUAAAAAUUCUGCACAACAUCAGAAUAUUGAAGAUGCUACAGUGUCAUACAGAGUGAGCAAGGAACGGGAAACGACUAAGCAGGAAGAUCAGCACACGAAUGACACGUUUAACGAAUAUGGCAUUGACAGCAGACCGGAAUCCGACUAUGAAAAACAUAACCGACUCUGAAAAUGUUGAUAAGUAAUUUAACUGUGUGGAACACUUUAGAAACUUAAAAUAUGAAAACAUACUGGGGAAACUGCUACAUACAUGCACUUACCAUUCUAUCAUAAUGUAACCGUAUAUUUUAUCAAAGUAGCAAAAUUUUAUUUUAAUGUAAUUUAAAGAGAUUAUCGGAUAUUUUUUCACUAUAAACAUUAUGAAGAUGCGCAUAGCAUAACACAGAAAAAAAUAGCGAAACGUGCACUUAAACCAUAACAAAACAUGUUUGGAAUAGGCCUGUUUGUGUAAUAUGUAAAUUUUAUAUUUCAUAUAAUUCAUAAUAAGAAAUUCGUCACGAAUGAAUUAUUCCGUUA
This is a messenger RNA of Ruditapes philippinarum (Manila clam), 789 nucleotides long. RefSeq lists its product as uncharacterized. Bases 107 to 442 code for a protein of 111 amino acids. The record is from RefSeq and is a predicted model, not a curated record. The transcript is spliced from 4 exons. NCBI's taxonomy places the organism in Eukaryota, Metazoa, Mollusca, Bivalvia, Venerida, Veneridae.